UCCAAGAAAAAACUGGGAUCAAAUAGAACCCUGAAUUCUCGGUAAUUUUACCCUUUUCUAAGUGAAUACACCGAGAUUUUUAUUUCAGUGCAUAAAGUAUAGGCGCAAUAACAUUGAAAGGAAAUGAUUUUACAAUAAGCGCGACGAGGGAGCGAAGGGGGAUUUUUUAACGAAGGGGGAUCUCCUACUCGCCAUGAUGAAAUUUUAAAAUUUUGUGAGUUAUUAUAUCUACCUAGAACAAUUUUAUUAAAAUGAGCAUUAUUAAAUAAACGUGAUAUGAGAAAAAUAGGUUGUAAAGGAAUAACCAUUCGACGACCUCGAAACGUUGACUUAACUGCCUCUGCUGUUAAUGCCUGCUGUGAGUAAUUCUCCCGCCAACCUGAGGAAUGAGGGUGUCUAUUUAACAGCAGGGAAAUAAUAACACGACUUUUUGAUAUCGUCACAUUAUUUUGACAUUCAGGAAAUUAAUUCAAAACAUGUCAUUUUGGUGAUUCUGUCUCCUUCCAUUGCUGAGCUACGCAAGAUGCAACGCUUCUAAAAAUCGACAUGGUCACACCAUACUCAUGCGGUGCAAUUGCAGUCAUCGCACUCAUCGCAAGCAUUGAAAUCCGGAAAUCGGACAGGGCAUUUGAAAAUAUGGCUCUCUUGUGCGAUAUUUUCAUUCACUGUGUUAACAGUGUUGAUAUUUCUUCACAUUAAACCACAAUUGAUUCUUGCAUUUGUCAGAAUUUGCGAUUUAUCCUUUGUUACCUUUGUAAAAUUCUGCGAGAAACACGAUGGUGCCAAUGGCUUUCUCUGAAAUCAACUCCAUAGCUCAAAAAAAGCUCUCAAAGUUGAGGCCGCAAUGAAGGGUAUAUCCCACGCUACCCUAAGAGUCUACCUCUACAGCGGAUUCCAAGCGGUCGUGCUAUAGGGAUGAACGUCUUACGAGUUCUGAAUUUUCAAAAUUGCCUCCUUUAAAUAUUAAUUUUGGAGGGAAGUUUAAAUAUUUCUCUUUGGAAGUUUUCAGAAGUACCAGCUUAAUUGGAUCGCAUUUUUCAAAAAGGAGCCACGAGUUUCCAAUAUCGCUAAGAUUGAGCAACUUUUUUACCUUGCAAGUAUAAACUGAUCCCCUAAACAGAUUUUAUCUUCACGUUCAAUAAACUAUAAUUUAUUGUAAAACGAAAACUACCCCGUAAAUUUAAUUUUUUGCGAGAUUUCAGUAGUUUAAUUGCAGAGAAUGUAAGCUAGGAGCACAAUCUUAGCAACAUCGGAUUGCUAUUGCUUCCUUUUUGCGAAAUGCAAUCCAAGUAGACCGUGCGCAAAAACCUUAAAAAAUCGAAGAGAGGGGCCUGCAAGUAUUCGAGAAAUUUCGUAUUUAGUCAAAAGAAAAUCGAAGAAUAAGUUUAACUUUUAGAUAGAGCUCUGUGAAUCCAGGAUGUUUAUUUCACUAAAAUUUUACAUACAGUUCACUAACGCGUUUUCGUUUUUCAUCCAUCCUCACACUUCAGUGUACCUACUUCCUACUAACACAUAAGAGGACUUACGAAUGUAGUGAAAUUAUCUGGAAAAGAAACUUUUUUUUGCGUAUGUGUGAGGGUGAGGGUAUGUAAAUGUCGUAAUGUAGGCUAGGUGGUUUUAAAAACUGGGUAAUUAAAAAAAUUUAAAAAUGUAUCAAUAUACAGGUUUAUUUCGGCAACAGUGGAAAUACUCUUAUUGACAAGUGCUGCUACAUAUAAUCUCUAAGAUUUACUUCAUUUUAUCUCUUAAUUUAUACAGAGGAGAAUGCGCGUGAGACAGACGGCCUGCGGGCUUCGUUAAUCGCUUGAUACGUGAUCGUUCACCUUUCAUAGUCCGUAAUCGACCUCGCCUUGCAUUAUAUCUCACUGUGCGCUUCAUAUAAGUGCAUUUCCAAAUAUGUUUCAAAUAAUGUAAUUUUUUUUAAAAAUUGAGUAGUGAUUCGCGUGUUAAAAAAAGUCUUGAUUCUGUGAGGAUAGUGAGGACAGGCGAAAACCGGGAGAGCGUCAGCGAAAAAUUGUGUUGAGUGAUCAUUCGGACACUAUUCGAGAAAAUAUUUGACUUCAGAAGGACACUAAACGAAAGGAAUAUGCAAUCUCAAAACAUUCAGCAUAUCAAGGAGUGUUUUGUAAAACCACAGUAUGUCACGGAGGAGUCAAAGCAACCGUACUAUCUAAUGCCCUUCGAGUUAUCCAUGCUUUCUUGGCACUACAUCCAAAAAGGUCUUCUCUUCGAAACACCGCCACAGGUUAACCGAGCAAACUUCAUGAACGAUCUCUUGGAUAGACUCAAGUAUUCCCUUUCCCUCACUCUCGUUCAGUACUAUCCUCUUGCCGGCCGCCUAGUGACAGAGAAACAAGAAAAUGACUCUUCCUACCUGAUUUUCGUCGAUUGCAUCAACAGCCCCGGCGCUAAAUUCAUUCAUGCAAAAAUCGACAUGACAACAUCUGAUAUUCUUUCUACAAGGUAUAAUCCGCUGAUUGUUCGAUCAUUCUUCGAUCAUAAGACAUCCGUCAGCUUUGAUGGUCGCACAAAACCUCUAGUUUCUAUCCAAGUCACCGAAUUUAAGGAUGGUGUCUUCAUUGGCUGCUCAAUGAGCCACGCCAUCACUGAUGGAACCAUCUACUGGCGUUUCUGGAACACACUGUCCAAUAUAUUUCAAACGGAUGAAAGUAAAAAAAUUGAACGUCCUCCUGUAAACCUGAAAAGGUGGUUCUCAGAGGGACGCGGUCCUUUAGUUGACUUCCCAGUCACUUUUCAAGAUGAGUUCAUCACCAACGUCGAUGUGCCCGAAGGUCAUGUAACAAGAAAAUUCCACUUCUCGGCAGACUCGGUCGCGAAACUUAAAGCGAAAGCAAAUUCUGAAUGCAAUACCACAGUGAUAUCAUCAUUUCAAUCCUUAAUCGCGCAUUUAUGGAGAUCCAUAACGAAGGCAAGGCGCCUGCCUAGCGAUCGGAUAGUUUCAUGUAACCCAGCUGUAAAUGUCAGACCCAGAAUGAUUCCUCCUUUACCUGCAGAUUGUUUCGGAUGCAUGACUGGAGCAGCCACUGCUCGAACCACAGCUGGCGAACUCCUCGAAAAAAGUCUCGGAUGGGCGGCUUGGCAGCUACACCAAGCGAUUGUGAGCUACACGGAUACAUCGGUGCGGGAAUUUACGGAUGAAUGGCUUCGGACGCCAUCUAUCGUCGAUAUUACUAAAUUAUUCGCUCCUAAUGCGAUGAAUAUCGGUGGCUCGUCGAGGUUCGAUAUGUAUGGGAAUGAGUUCGGGAUGGGUAAAGCGCUGACGAUCCUCAGUGGAACUGCGCUCAAGUUUGACGGGUCCAUUGAGACGUUUCCUGGACGCGAGGGUGGAGGAUGUGUGGAUUUUGGGGUGUGCCUCGGAGCUUCUACGAUGGAAGCUCUGGAAUCUGACGAGGAGUUUAUGGCAUUCACUUCUUGACCGCUUCAAAGAGUAAGCGCAUCCAUUAUGAGGGGAAACGAAUUAGCAAGAAGCGGUGAAGUUGAUUUCAGAGAAAAAACAGUGGCAUUAUCGUGUUUUUCGGAAAAUUUUUCAUAGAUGCCAGUGUUUAAUUCGCAAAUUCCUGACACAUGCAAGAGCUUUCUUGGCUCUGUAUCGCCGUAAGGUCAAUGGGAGACCCUUUCGCUCCUCACGAAAGUGGAUUAAACUGCAUGUAUCUUGUGAUCAACUUGCCGGUGAAAACACAGACGACAUGUUCUUCUCUUGUUUAUCAUUGUGUUCAGGAUUAUCCAUAAUUUAACAAAAAUACCAACAUGUCAAUUGCAAGUAUGGGGAAGUGACGUGAAAAUGAACGGUUUUUUUUUCUGGUCCUUCGAGACGCUUUUUCUUAUUGUGAUAAACUUUGAGGGCACGUAAGCUUUCCUUUUUAUGAGGUGAGUUUGAGAGGAACUUCGUCGUAUAUCAAAACCGAGGCGUGACUGAUCAAAUAUCGGUAUUCCUCCAUCAGAUCCUUUGGUAAAGCGGUGUUCGUUGGGAACACCCUGUCUAUCGAUCCUUUUCCAUAGGUUUAAAGACGGAUCAGUCGAAUAAUCGCAAAGCGUGAUCGAUUACCGAUAUUUCCCAUUAGAAACUAUCCGUGCUUGACGGAUAAGCAUGUUGCAUAAGUGAAAAAUGAAGACGCUUCCGCUUUCGUCGUAUCCCCUUCCAACUGUAAAAUGAGCUUUGAAAACCGCGUAUUUACCUUAAAAACAUAAUGAGCUAUACGUUGUUUUUUCAACUCGCUUUUUAGGUAUUUUAGUUUUGUCUUAUGAAGCCUAAUUAUUGUCUAAGAGGUGGGUUGCUAAUGAAAGUAGAAUUUUGAACGAUUCGAACACUGUAAAAACGCCCUCCGCUAACUUAUUUGUCCCUGAAUUAAUGAGAAUUCACCAAUCUAGAUUUCACGUUACCUGAUCUCUGAUCAUAUUUUACUAUUGUUUAUUUUUAUCACAAGAGAACCAAAUAUAUUCAACCGGAAUCAACCUAAGAA
Molecule: messenger RNA, 4481 nt
Organism: Bemisia tabaci
Lineage: Eukaryota; Metazoa; Arthropoda; Insecta; Hemiptera; Aleyrodidae
Source: RefSeq, a predicted model, not a curated record